Messenger RNA from Clupea harengus (Atlantic herring), 1314 nucleotides. RefSeq names its product endonuclease domain-containing 1 protein. The record is from RefSeq and is a predicted model, not a curated record. NCBI's taxonomy places the organism in Eukaryota, Metazoa, Chordata, Actinopteri, Clupeiformes, Clupeidae. Gene Ontology annotation, molecular function: hydrolase activity; metal ion binding; nucleic acid binding.
GUACAUGGGCACCCCGCCGCGAGGGUACCUCAACCACGGGCUCACCAAGAUCUGCCAGCGCUACGAGGAACGGCCCCGCUACGUCACCCUCUACGACCCCCACAAACACAUACCCGUCUACUCGGCCUACACCUUCAAGAAGACCGACGGGGAGAAGACCGUGGACAUGCCCUGGAUGUUUGAGCCUCAGCUCUCCUCUGACAAAGGCAGCAGCAACAUGGAGGCCUUCCCCCAGUCUGCCCAGAUGCACAAGAACUUCGAGGACACGCAGGCAGUUCUGGAGGACUACGCAGACGUGGUCCAGUUCGAGCGCGGCCUCCUGAACCCGGAUGAGCAUCAGGCCGACCCGGAGGACAAGGCGGCCACCUACACCCUCACCAACGUGGUCCCGCAGAUCCGAGAGUUCAGCACAGGCCCCUGGGCCAAGCACAAGGAAACCCUGCGCCGCCGACUCAACAACUACUGCCGCGGCACGGCCUACAUGAUCACUGGGGUUACAACCUCAGGUCACAUGAUCCGGCGGAAUAACCUGGACCGCGUGGCUGUCCCUGAGCGCCUGUGGACAGCCUACUGCUGCCCCGAUUUCGACCGCAACGUCCCCUACAUCGAGCGCUACAAGUUCCCUGCCUACGCGGCGUUCGGCCUCAACGAUCGCGUCAACAACCAUGUGCAGGAGCUCACCAUCCACGACCUGCAGAAGUUCCUAAAGAACCACAUGGAAGUCGACAAGAACUUCCAGAUCUUCUACAAUGACUGUGUGCCAGACUGGUGAUUCCAAAAGUUCCACUUUUUAGUUAGUUCCUGUUCCUGCAAACAAUUCUUAUUAGGUGUACUAAUAGCAAGAUAAGAGUAAGAUACAUCUAAGAGUAAGAUACAUCUAACGACAUAAAUGACAGUUUCCUAAAAUAAAAUAGUUUAAUGAUAGUUAAUAUUAUUUUCUAAAUGCUUCAAACUAACUUGUGUAAUUGAAAUGGCUCAGAGUAUUAUACAAUUACAAGGUUAGUAAUUUCCACACCCCUGUAGGAACCGCCAUGGAGAACUAUAGUCUACUGCAUAUCAUUCCGGCCCACUUUCCACCACCUUAUACUUGCUUGUAAAUACUAAAGAAUAGAUACGUCUAACCCAUAUAUCUUACAACCUGCAUAUGACCUACUUUAGGCUUUCAUGAGGUCCUAAAUUCAUUUCAAAAUACAGUGACAAGUUGUGGCAUCAGGAGAAAUGUGUUUUAUUUCAUUUAGUGCUUCAAUGUGUUUUCUCAUGGAUUGCUUGCUACUUCAAGAUAAUGUAUUUAGAUUUAAGUAUUCUAUUGCAUUU